Gymnogyps californianus (California condor) is the source of this 2011-nucleotide messenger RNA. It is a transcript of the gene DUSP4, whose product is annotated as dual specificity phosphatase 4. Gene Ontology annotation, biological process: endoderm formation; protein dephosphorylation; negative regulation of MAPK cascade. Gene Ontology annotation, cellular component: nucleus; cytoplasm. Gene Ontology annotation, molecular function: MAP kinase tyrosine/serine/threonine phosphatase activity; protein tyrosine/threonine phosphatase activity. NCBI's taxonomy places the organism in Eukaryota, Metazoa, Chordata, Aves, Accipitriformes, Cathartidae. The transcript has 4 exons. The record is from RefSeq and is a predicted model, not a curated record. Bases 1 to 1137 code for a protein of 378 amino acids.
AUGGUGGCCACCGAGGGGCUGCGGGAGAUGGAGGGCAGCGCGCUGCGGCGGCUGGUGUGCCGCGACGAGGCCGGCGCCGGCGGCCCCGGGCGGUGCCUGGUGCUGGACUGCCGCCCCUUCCUGGCGCACAGCGCCGGGCACAUCCGCGGGGCGCUCAACGUGCGCUGCAACACGAUCGUGCGGCGGCGGGCCAAGGGGGCCGUCAGCCUGGAGCAGAUCCUGCCGGCCGAGGGCGAGGUGCGGGCGCGGCUGCGCGCCGGGCUGUACGCCGCCGUGGUGGUGUACGACGAGCGCAGCCCACGCGCGGAGGCCCUGCGCGAGGACAGCACCGUGGCGCUGGUGGUGCGCGCGCUCCGCCGCGACACGGCGCGCGCCGACAUCCGCCUCCUGGCAGGGGGUUAUGAGCGUUUCUCCUCGGAGUACCCUGAAUUCUGCGCAAAAACCAAGUCCCUGAGCAAUGUGUCACCCCCCACCAGCGCCGAGCCCCUGGAUUUGGGCUAUAGUUCCUGUGGGACCCCUCUUCAUGACCAGGGCGGCCCUGUGGAAAUCCUUCCCUUCCUCUACCUUGGCAGCGCCUACCACGCUGCCCGGCGGGACAUGCUUGAUGCACUGGGCAUCACAGCCCUGCUGAACGUCUCCUCAGACUGCCCCAACCACUUUGAGGGGCACUACCAGUACAAGUGUAUCCCCGUGGAGGAUAACCACAAAGCUGACAUCAGCUCCUGGUUCAUGGAGGCGAUCGAGUACAUCGACUCGGUGAAGGAGUGUUGCGGCCGGGUCCUAGUCCACUGCCAGGCUGGCAUCUCCCGCUCAGCCACCAUCUGCUUGGCUUACCUGAUGAUGAAGAAGCGUGUCAAGCUGGAGGAGGCCUUCGAGUUCGUCAAGCAGCGCCGGAGCAUCAUCUCCCCUAACUUCAGCUUCAUGGGGCAGCUGCUGCAGUUUGAGUCGCAGGUGCUGGCCACCUCAUGCGCAGUGGAAGCUGUCAGCCCCUCGGGGACACUGCGGGAGCGGGGCAAGACCACCUCCACCCCCACCUCCCAGUUUGUCUUCAGCUUCCCAGUCUCUGUCAGUGUCCAUGCCACCCCCAGCAGCCUCCCGUACCUGCACAGCCCCAUCACCACAUCACCCAGCUGUUAGCUCAGGGGCCGAGGCCAGCCAGGCAGAUAGUGCCAGGCGUGGAGGGGGCAGGUGGGCAUGGAGCCCCGUGAUGUUAAGCAAUAGUGCCGGACACUGCCGUUCACCCUGGACUCAACGUCUUUUUCGUAGAGAAAUUUCUUACCUCAUUUUGGUUUUUUUGCUUUUUAAUUUUAUGUUCUGAAAGCACGAAAGUUGUAAAAGCCACAAACCCUGACAUUGUCCAGGCUCUUCGGGGGAGGGAAAAAGUAGUAUACUGGGUUUCCUCAAGUGCCUGGUCUUCAUCUCUUUCCAUCCCUAUUUUAUUGCCUUUUUUAAAAAAAGGAUACACCUCCCCUUCUCCCUGUAUUUCUGCCCCUAGCUCAUCUGGGUUGAAAAGGGAGCAUACCCUCUUUUUAUUGUGCAGCAGUCUUCCCCCUUGCACAAAUCAGCACAGGGUGUGUGUGGUGGGGGCUGCUUACCUGAGCCAGUUACACUGGGUGACAAGCAGAGCUGCAGGCAGGACCUUGGGGCAAGCAGGAGCGGUGCUGGCACAGGGCUGCCUGCAGUCAGCCUCACCCCUGCCAGUGCCUGGGGAGGCGAUGCUGCAGCUUUUGGUCCGAGCCUAGAAAAUGCCUCAUCUUCAACCCACCUGGAGCCUUCUUUCCCACCCUGACUCUCUCCUGCCCCCCAGUCCAAUCCAACACACAAGAUGCCUGUGUGGCUGAUGUACAUAUGUAUGGUUUCGUUCUUUUUUUUUUAGAAAUUAACUUUUUAUUUAUUGCCCAAGGGAGGGAGAAAAAUUGUUUGGAGAAAAUAAAAAUAAAACAGUUUUCAUCAGUUGUGGCUGGUGCAGGUUUGUCUUAAGACCAACACAGAACAGCAGUUUGUGCAAACA